AUGAAGAAGACUCUGCUCCUCGUCUUCAUCCACGGGUUCAAGGGCGGAGACGACACCUUUGGCAACUUCCCCGCGCAUCUCCGCGCCAUCACCAGCCAUGUCUUGCCCAACAUCGACAUUGUCGCGGUGACAUAUCCCAAGCUUCAGAACAUCGUGAUAGACAUCGAAGUCUCCAACCACACGCCCUCACCCACCGUCGAUCCAUCCGUCCAUGUCAUCCUCAUUGGGCAUUCCAUGGGCGGAAUGGUCGGCGCAGAGACCAUAAACCUACUCGCCUCGGAACAAUUACUCCCCUCUACGAAAUCCUCAUCGAGCGCGGCUGAGACGCAGCAAUGCCACGACCGCAUUCAGCCCAAUACAUUCAUGUUCCCACACAUCCAAGGCCUCCUGGCCUUUGACACGCCCUUCCUUGGCAUCUCGCCCGGAACGGUCUCCUACACUGCUGAAAACCACUACAAAACAGCCUCCGCCGCCUACGGCGCAAUCUCAGAGGUCGCAAACGUAUUUGGCUGGAAGGCAAGCAACACCAACACCAGCACCAGCACCAGCACCGCCGCCACCGCCAGGCCGCAAGGUCCCGGAAAUAACCCACCCUCCCUCCCCGCCCCAGCAACCACCCACGACGCCGCUGCAACCCCCUCCUGGCAACGCUGGGGCCGCUACGCCAUGUUCGCCGGCGCCGCAGGCGCCGUGGCUGCAGGCGGGGCCGCAGCACUAUAUACCCAGCGCGACCGCUUCCUCGAGGGCUGGACCUGGGCAACCUCACAUCUCGAAUUUGUCGGGUGCCUGGCCCGUCCGGAGGAGCUGCGGCGGCGGCUCGCGGGUAUCACGCAGCUGCGCAGGGAGCGAGGGUUGGGGUGUGCGAAUAUCUACACGCGUCUGGGCCGUGGGGCGGUGACGGUUCCGUCGGAUGUGACGGGGGAAAAGGGCGAUGGUGGGCAGCGGUUUUCGAUCAGUAGGCAUAUCCUGAGGUCGAAGGUGCGCACGUUUUGUAAUUUGCCUAGGGAUGUGGAGGGAGGAGAGGAGGAGGAGAGGACGCGGGGUGGUGAGUCGAAGGAGAUGGGGAUGGAGUGGAUUGAGGCGGUGAAUGAUAGGGCUGCAGAUGAGACGAAGGCACAUAUGACUAUGUUUUUGCCGCCGGAUAAUUCGGGGUUUUAUGAAAUGGCGCAUCGCGCUAGGGACCUGGUAGCCGCAUGGGUUGAUAAGGGGUGGUACUCUACCACUGGUGUUUGGGAUAAUGGGUCUGGGAACAAGGAGCAAGGCGCAGCAGGUGGGGACCUGGUUUCUGAUGACGUUGCUAUUCUCUAG
This is a messenger RNA of Uncinocarpus reesii 1704, 1308 nucleotides long. RefSeq lists its product as uncharacterized. The transcript has 3 exons. Lineage: Eukaryota; Fungi; Ascomycota; Eurotiomycetes; Onygenales; Onygenaceae. The coding region runs from base 1 to 1308 and encodes 435 amino acids. The record is from RefSeq and is a predicted model, not a curated record.